CCUGUUCCCUUAUCCUCGUUUCAUUAGAGCCCUCGUCUUAUUUUCUCCUCUCUCUUUCACACACACACGCACGCACGCACACAAACUGGCACGAGCCAAUCCUUAUAUAUCCUCUCUACCACAAUUCAAAACCCCAAACUCUCUCUUUCUCUCACACUCACACACAUUCACUAACUAGAAGAUGGGAAACCUUAGGAUGGCACUCAUAGUGCUCACACUAGCCCUAUGCCAAUUUUCACAACCAGGAGCCGCCCAACUCCGGAAGAACUACUACGCCAAGAGCUGUCCCAACGUCGAGAACAUCGUGAGGAAAGUCGUAGAGAAAAAAUUCAAGCAGACGUUUGUCACUGUGCCUGCCGUUCUCCGCCUCUUCUUCCACGACUGCUUCGUUAACGGCUGCGACGCAUCAGUGAUCGUAGCAUCCACAGCUAACAACACGGCCGAGAAGGACCACCCGGACAACUUGUCGCUCGCCGGGGACGGGUUUGACACCGUGAUCAAGGCCAAGGCAGCUGUCGAUGCUGUGCCACCGUGCCGGAACAACGUGUCGUGCGCCGACAUUCUCGCCAUCGCUGCAAGAGAUGUCGUAGCACUGUCUGGUGGACCAUCAUACGAGGUGGAGCUCGGGAGGCUGGACGGCCUAAGCUCGACGGCGGCGAGCGUGAACGGGAAUUUGCCACAGCCAGUGUUCAAUCUGGAUCAGCUCACGGCUAUGUUUGCAAAGAAUGGCCUUUCUCUGAAGGACAUGGUGGCUCUCUCAGCGGCACACACAUUGGGAUUCUCGCACUGCGCCAAACGUAUAUACAGCUUCAGCCCACAAAGUUCAGUUGAUCCAACUCUGAACGAGGGCUAUGCGGCCCAGCUCCAGUCCAUGUGCCCCAAGGGUGUAGACCCAAGAAUAGCCAUCAACAUGGAUCCUGUCACACCUCGAACCUUUGAUAACCAGUACUACAAGAAUCUCCAGCAUGGCAAGGGCCUCUUUACUUCAGACCAGGUCCUCUUUACCGACCCCCGGUCCAAGCCCAUUGUCAACUUCUGGGCUCAGAGCCCAUCAUCUUUCCAACGGGGCUUCGUCUCUGCCAUCACCAAGCUGGGCCGGGUCGGGGUUAAGACCGGAUCCAAUGGCAACAUUCGCCAUGACUGUGCCAUCUUCAACUAAGGGAAAUAAUCUUCCUCUCGAUGUGAAUUUUGGUGACAAUGCAACUGAGAUAGUUUCUAAAUUAGAUACUUAUUAAUGAUAAGGCAUGUCGAAGGCAUGGGGCUACUAGGUUGGCCGGACCGGCGAGUGGAUUUUUUUUUUUUUGUGGUUUUGAUAUAAUAAAGGUGAUCUAAGAACAUGUCUUUCUUCUGUUGUUGUUCUAUUUUGCAUGAUUAUGAAGUGGGAAUCACUGAUCAAACUCUUAUGUUCUUUUUCAUGUAAAAUUAACCUCUGCUUGGCAUUUAA
Molecule: messenger RNA, 1444 nt
Organism: Phoenix dactylifera (date palm)
Lineage: Eukaryota; Viridiplantae; Streptophyta; Magnoliopsida; Arecales; Arecaceae
Product: peroxidase 50
Biological process (GO): response to oxidative stress; hydrogen peroxide catabolic process
Molecular function (GO): peroxidase activity; heme binding
Source: RefSeq, a predicted model, not a curated record